This is a messenger RNA of Maniola jurtina (meadow brown), 584 nucleotides long. It is a transcript of the gene ND-13A, whose product is annotated as probable NADH dehydrogenase [ubiquinone] iron-sulfur protein 6, mitochondrial. The transcript is spliced from 3 exons. Lineage: Eukaryota; Metazoa; Arthropoda; Insecta; Lepidoptera; Nymphalidae. Gene Ontology annotation, biological process: mitochondrial electron transport, NADH to ubiquinone. The coding region runs from base 138 to 503 and encodes 121 amino acids. The record is from RefSeq and is a predicted model, not a curated record.
GUGGUGGAUUACAUUUACAUAGUACAUACUCUUUGUUUUUGAUUUUAUUGAUUUUAAUCAUAAUAUUCAUAAUCGCAUAACUUUGCGAGUACCAGACCUAUUUUUAGUCUAAAUUGUUAAUUAAUUCAUUUGCAAAAAUGAAUACGGCGCUAAAGACGAGGCCCGUGAUUAAAUAUAUCCCUCGUGGAUUUGGAACCACUAACAGCUUAAUUCGUUGCAUAACUAACAAAAUUGAAGAUGUGACUACUCAUACAGGCCAAAAAUGGGAUUCUGAUGAUUAUAGACUUGCAAGAUUUACUCUGGCUCCAAAGCAAGUUAACCCCAACUGGGCUGUUAAAUUAAUUGAAGAGGUACCACCCAAAGAAGUGACAGACAGAGUAGUGUGGUGUGAUGGAGGUAGUGGCCCUGAAGGUCAUCCUCGAGUAUAUAUCAAUUUGGAUAAACCUGGAAAUCACUCUUGUGGAUAUUGUGGAUUGAGAUUUGUCAAGAAAGAUCAUCAUUAGAUUACACCAAUAUUUCUUAGUUAUAUUUAAUAUUUAUUGAUUUAUUGAUGUUGAUACAAAUAAAACAGUUUAGAUAGUGUA